AUGAAUUUUGAUGAAGAAAUUGAGGAAAAGACUAUGGAUUACAAUGAAGAUUGCGAUGCAAACCCUUCCAUGUGGUUACCAAUAUCUCGUAAACUGACAUUUUCGCCAGUUCCAGAUGACUUAAAUUUUUCAUCAAAUAGUCCCGCCGUGUCGAAAUUUUUUGACGCUCCGUUUGACAGAACAACCAUCGACUCCUGGAACAUAUAUAUCAAUUCUGGUCGCAGAGUACCAGCAUCCAGUAAAUUAAAUUCUCGACUGUCAGCUCCCAAUCUUAAUCCCUUCACUCCAGAAAGCAUGCUAAAAUUGUCUAAAAAACGUUCAAGAAGUUCUAAUAGCAGGAGGAAAGCACUGAACGAAGUGUUUGCUCAUGCUGUUUUAGGAAAACACGAAAAUGUUGUUCGUUAUUUUGCCGCAUGGGCAGAAGAUAAACAUAUGUUAAUUCAAAAUGAAUUUUGUAAUCGUGGAUCUUUGCAAGAUGCUAUUGAAAAACAUAGAGCUAACGGAACGUAUUUCUUAGAAUCUGAAAUAAGAAUAAUACUAUUACAUUUGGCAGAAGGACUUAGAUAUAUUCAUUCACAUAAUCUUGUUCACAUGGAUAUCAAACCGGGAAAUAUAUUUAUAUCUCUUGAACCUAGAAUUAGGCCUUUGCAUUAUCAAUCUGAUGAUAGCUUUGAGGAAGAAGAAUACCAAAUAAUUUAUAAAAUAGGUGAUUUGGGUCAUGUGACUUCUAUAGCCCAAACUCCUACUAGUGUAGAAGAAGGAGACACAAGAUAUUUAGCAAAAGAAGUGUUUCACGAUGACUACAGCAAUUUAACUAAAGCUGACAUAUUUGCUUUGGGUUUGACAGUAUACGAGGCAGCUGGAGGUGGACCCUUGCAAAAAAACGGUCCGGAGUGGCACGAAAUCCGAGAAGGAAAGAUUCCAUACUUGAAACAUUGUAGUAAAGAGUUAAACGAUUUUAUUAAGCAAAUGACACAUCCUGACCCGGAACAACGACCCACAGCUCUUCAAAUAUUAAAACACAGUAUAGUUUGCCCUCCUUCGAAUAAAACCAAAGAACAAUUAGAGAGAGAACUUUUAGCUGAAAAAACUAAAACUCAAAUUCUUGAAAAAAAAUUGAAAGCCGUUUCUACGUUAUUUAAGAGUAAAAUGAUAGGUAAAGGAAUAAGAACCAGAUCAAAUUCUAGAAUGGUUGGAAAAAAUGUUAACAGAAGUCAUUCUACGACAGAAUUUGGAUGGUAA
Molecule: messenger RNA, 1242 nt
Organism: Pediculus humanus corporis (human body louse)
Lineage: Eukaryota; Metazoa; Arthropoda; Insecta; Psocodea; Pediculidae
Product: serine/threonine-protein kinase Nek7, putative
Exons: 7
Coding region: 1-1242 (413 amino acids)
Biological process (GO): protein phosphorylation
Molecular function (GO): protein kinase activity; ATP binding
Source: RefSeq, a predicted model, not a curated record